This is a messenger RNA of Petromyzon marinus (sea lamprey), 3862 nucleotides long. RefSeq names its product protein phosphatase 1 regulatory subunit 3A-like. Gene Ontology annotation, biological process: regulation of glycogen biosynthetic process. The record is from RefSeq and is a predicted model, not a curated record. Gene Ontology annotation, cellular component: protein phosphatase type 1 complex. Gene Ontology annotation, molecular function: glycogen binding; protein phosphatase 1 binding. NCBI's taxonomy places the organism in Eukaryota, Metazoa, Chordata, Hyperoartia, Petromyzontiformes, Petromyzontidae.
UGAUGCCAACGGUUUUAAAUUUAGAAAAAUAAAUUGCCUAAAAGCGCCCUGCACCACAAACAGAGGCCUCUAUCUCUGCUCGCUGUAUGCCCGGCCUGUAUCUAUCGAUCUUAUCAUCUACAUUCGUGUCAACUUUGUAAACAAGUUUGUGCACAGCUUGAGUGUGUGAUUGGUUGCUCAUUUAUUUGUUUGUUGAUGAGUGUGUGCGUGUUGUGGCGUGAGCACACGGGACGAAAACCGGGGUGCUGCCACCUGUAAAGCAACACACACACGCGCGCGUGUGUGUGUGCCGCUGUCGAUUUGCGAGUCUGGCAAGGAGCCGUCCUCCUUGGCAUCCGUGGAAAAGCUGACAAGGGAAGGAAGCGAGCUCGUGUUGCUGAUGAGCAGACUGUGCUCUGUCUAGAUUCGUGGUGAAUGCGUAUUGGGGUGGUUGAGCAAAAUAUAGGCCAUGCACUAAACCUCGCAAGCUGUAGGAAGGUUAUAUAGGCUUAAUAGCUAUUGAAUCCUGGUUAUAGGCUAUUCAUAGGGCGAACGCUGUAGAGGAUAUGCAGUGUUGGCUAUAUGUUGUGCAAACUGUAAACUGUGCAUAGCUCUAUGUAUAGGCAGGGCUAUAGCCGAUAGUGUGCUGGGGAAAAAGGCGAGACAGUAUACACUGCUGGCUAUAAGCUAUACACGGCGCUGCAGUGUUAGCUACAGUGUUGAAUGAUGUGUAAAGUGUAGACUACAUGUGAGCGUGGCGAUACGUAGUAUAACGAGCUGUCUUGACACCGGAUCAAGAUAUAAGUCGCACUUCGGACGAAUCGUAAGCAAAGGAGGCUGCAUUCUGAUUGUGAAAUUUCACUGCUGCGGUUUUACAUUUGAAAUUACAGGCUGUAUCUGUAUAGUCGUUGCAAGUCGUCUAGCCUCUACGCUACAUAUGCACUGUGCAUUCUAUGCCUGUAAAUUGAAUGUUGUAUGCAUGCAGCAGUCACAAGUAGAAUAGGCAAUUCAGGACAUGUAUAUAUUGUACCGGGAAGUACAUAUUUAGAUAGCAGUCUGUACGUGUGGGGUAGUUGGAGGUUUGCCUCGACAAAAUAAUUGCAUCUUAUGCAUUGCACUACAGGUAUUUAAAUCGCAGUUUGUGCACACGCAAAAGUUGAAAGUUGUUCCCGCGUUGUUAUGCUCUCUGCAGAUUUUUAUCCAUUUAACGCCACACGCGUCUUACACACGCAGCGCAAGUUGUUUAGCCUGCACGCAGUGGCUACACACUUUGUGUAGCAUAAGCAGCGGGUUUUUAGCCGCCGCUCUGCGUGAGCGAGUGAGUGGGUUUAAAUAAACACACCACACACACCACGGCAAUCCCAUAUAUAAUGUCCGAAAUGGCCGAGGAAGAAUUUGCGUUUGGCCAGCAGGAGGCAUCCGCUGAUUCCGAACACGCGACUCGUCCGGUCGGCUUCAAGGUGUCCCGACUGUCGCCGGUGCUGAAACGCACGCGCGGCUCUGAACAGAAGCAGCAGCAGCAGCAGGAGCAAGAAGAAGAAGAGCAGCAACAGCAGCAGCAGCAAGACAACAGCCCCGGGGCUGAGUCGACCGCGACACCCCGACGCCGAGUUCUGUUCGCCGACGCGGCGGGCUUUCGCCUCUCCCGCGGGGACUCCAUGGAGAAAGGCGACGUCGGUGGAGCAGGCGCAGACGACCGCGGGGAGGGCUGCGGCCACUCUCGACCCGCGUCCUCCGUGGCCCCGAGACCCGACUUCGCGCUCGCCGGCUCCACGUCGGAGCUGCUGGACGUGGUGCGCAAGCAGAAGGUGGCUCUGGAGGACUUCGCGGUGUCCUCGGCGGGCGCCGUUCUCGGCACCGUGCGCGUGCACGGCUCGUCGCGGGACAAGCGCGUGCACCUGCGCUGGUCCCGAGACGUGUGGAGGAGCCACUGGGAGGUGCAGGCGACCGCCGUCGACAACACCUUCGACGGCGAGACGGAGCAGUUCGUCUUCCGCAGCUUCGCGAGGCCCGGAGGGGACGAGCCCCUGGAGGAGGGAGACGCCGUGGAGAUGGUCGUUCGCUACGCGUCUCCCGACGGCGUCUUCUGGGAUAACAACGGCUGCGCUAAUUACAGGUUCACGUGCGUCAAGGCGGGCGUGGAGAUGCGAGCCGCCCGCGUCAAGGCGCUCGUCAGCGCGCCCGAACCCAACGGCUGCAGCCCGAGGUCUUCCAACGCUUCCAACGAAGAUCGCCACGAGCACGCCGCGGACGCCGGGGACCUCCGCGGCCGCGUCGGAGCGGCCAUCGGCGACGGCGGCGGAGGCGGCGACCCCAACCACGAGCCGAGAGGCGACCGUGGAGGCGCCUCCGCGAACGGCCUCUCCGCGAUAGCGCAGCCGGCCCGGCGGGGCUCUGCUGACGACCUGAUGGAGGGGCUCUUCAAGACGCUCCACGCCCUCCUGCUGCUCGUCUUCCUGGCGUCGCUCACUCGCUUCGGGGUGAUGGAAUGCUGCGCUGCGUACGCGCUCGCCAUCGCUUUCCUGUACUGCUACGGCGUCUUCGAGAUGCUCAGCCACUAGGCGAGUUUGCUCGUGUGCGCGCGCGCGCGUGUGUGUGUGAGCUUCUGUUUGUGAAUACCGGCUGGUCGCGAAGUCCUUCCGGGGCUUUUAGAGUAAUAUAUCUUUCGCGAGAAGUUAUAUUGAAUAUUUGAAAUAUGCCUUAAUUUAAAUGCGUCGUAACUCAAACAAGUGUUUGAAAGCUCAUGCUUUCCUACCUCUACCCGUCAACUCGACGUUCUUCAUUUAGUUCAUACCUUGGUAGUCCAUCUAUUAAAAACAAUUAUAUGUAAGCAUUUCUAAACGUUUUGCAACAAUUGAAGGUCGACCGGCGAGCUUCGCAUUAUAAAUCGUCCCGUGUGGACUCAUGCCGUCUCUUCGGGUAAUGCUGUAUCUCUGUAGAGCCUAGCCCAUCCCCUCUAACACUGCCCACCGGUAACACAUGCUGAACGUUCUGCUUCACUCCCACAAUCGUGGAAAUUAACUAGGUACACUAACAAUGCCAUCUAAGCAAACUAAAGCCAUUUCCGACAAACAUAAACUUCAGGAUUGAACAUUUGUAUUCAUUGAAUGUAUGAAAAUAUGCAUUUGUGUUGCAAACCAGAUGACAUUACUUACACCUGGGGGAGACCAUUAUCCUGUAUUGACAAACGUGUUCUAUUCUAGAUUUGAAGCUUUCGUGACUGCAAGGAUCCAUACUUUUUGGUUCUAUUCGGUAAAGUCACGUAGGUAAAAAAUAAAACAACAUGUGUUCUAACUGGAGCCGGAAUGACCUUCAGUGGUCAGAAUAACCUUCAGAAAGACCUUUGACCUUCAAGAAAUUAAAACUGAAUCUGUAUUAGGACGCGUGGAGUUAACCGACUUAAAUGUUACGACGAAACAAUUGCUUCGCUUUCUCGAGUCAAACGUUUCACUUGUGUUGGACGUGUGGCGAACUGAAGGCAUGCCAGGGAGGAUCAUUUGAGAUGUCUGGUUGUGUACCAGAAGUGUCAACAACACAUCUUCAUUUAGUCGAGUAGAAUACGCCAUCGUUUCACAGUACGUUUAACACAAAGUUAUUUAUAGUUGUAGACUUCAGUAUGCAUUGUCUGCCUUUUCCCUGUCGCCGUCUGGCCAGUUGAGUCAAAACGCAUUGGUGAGUGAUCAGCAUAGGAGUUGUGUGUAGCUCAGUAAACAUCAGCACCGGAGCAGCAAUGCUUGAUAGAUAAGGUUACCAUUAUAUACAUUUUCACGAUGCGAUAUGGGGCCGUCCAUAAAUGACGUCACGCGAUUUUGGACGAUUUUUGCCCCCCCUUCGUCACACGGCGCCACAAAAAGUCAGACCCCCCCUCAAAUAUGACGUCACG